AUGGAUAUGAUGGUCAAAGCAAUGAUCAAACUUAUCAAUGAAGAUGCUGAUUCUUUUGCAAGGAGAGCGGAAAUGUACUAUAAGAAACGCCCUGAGCUCAUGAAACAUGUGGAGGAGUUUUACAGGGCAUAUCGUGCUUUAGCAGAAAGGUAUGAUCAAGCUACUGGCGCACUCCGGCAGGCCCAUAGGACAAUUUCAGAAGAGUUUCCAAAUCAGAUGCCAUCAAUGUCUGACGAGUCGCCUUCCUCAAGCCAAGAAGUGGAGCCACGAACACCAGAAAUGCAGAUACCCUUACGUGCACCAUUCGAUCCUGACGAUCUGCACAAGGAUGCACUUGGUGUGUCUCCACAGCUAUAUACCCUCAAGAGGCAUGGUACACACACUGAUGAGAUAAGUUCUUUGUCAAGUCGCAAAGGUCUCAAAGAGUUUAAUGAUUUGUUUUCUAGCUCUGACAAUAGCCAUCGUGUCAGUUUUUCUGAUGGGAAAGUACGAAAAGGCCUCACUUUUGAAAGCCCAGAUGCUAAAGGGAAACAAGAUGCAAGUGAUGAUAUCAUGAAUUUGCAAGAUGAAAUUUCCAAAUUAUUAGCAGAGAGCCAGAGUCUGAAGCAACAAAUUUCAUCAGAGUCUCAGAGGGCAGACAAUGCUGAGAGUGAAAGCCAAAGCCUUAAGGACAUCAUCUCAUGUUUGACUUCUGAGAAAGAUGCAGCCCUUCUACAGUACAGUGAAUCGACCAAAAGAUUGUCUGGUUUAGAGAUCGAGCUCUCUAAGGCACACAACGAACUGAAGAAACUCUCCGAUUAUAUGGCCAUGGAAGUUGAGAAUUUAAACAGCGCUGAAUCACGUAACAGCACAAUGCAAUCUGAGCUUGAGACUCUGGGCCAGAAGAUCAUGGUGCAGGAGCAAGAACUUACACAAAAUAGACAGAAGAUGGAAACAUUCCACUUUAGUCUACAGGAUGAAAGUGCCAGGCGAAAACAGGCUGAAGAUGCUCUAUGCACAACAGUGAAGGACUACACUAGAUCUCAGGCAGAGGCAAGUAGGUUGACUCUAGAAAUGGAGGCAGCAAAUGAUAGGUUGAGCGAGUUCAAGCAGAUGAAACUUAACCUGGAGGACACAGUAAGCGAGCUGAAGAAUGAAGUUGUGAGACUGUCUGAACAAAAUCGUGUUUCUGAGCCUUUGAUAGAAGAACUUCGUAGUGACAUAGAUUGUAUGGUGGAUUCGAAGAGCAAAUUUGAGAGUGAGAUCCAUGCUCUUAGGAGCACUGUCUCACAAAUAAAUACUGAAAAAGAUGUGGCUCUGCUUCAGCAUCAGCAAUGUGUCGAGCAGCUGUCUGAUCUGGAAUCCAGGCUCCUGAAGGCAGAAUCAGAGCGGGAGAAGAUUGAACUGAAGGUACAAAUGCUGGUGCAAGAACUUGAGCAGAAGAAAGAAGAAGUUGGUGCCAUACAUGCUCGGCUGCAGGAUGAACACUUCAAUUACAUGCAAAAGGAAGCAGCUCUUCUUGCAAUGGAAGACCUGCAUUCUCAGUCUCAAGAAGAAGUUAAAAGGCUGGCACAAGACCUUGAACACUCGAACAUGAGAUUGAGCGACCUAGAAAAUAAGAACUUUAAAUUGCAGAACAUGUCGCAAGAUUUCGAGAGGGUGAUUUUUGAGCUAAAUUUUAAGAACAACGCAGCCUUUCUUGAACAGCAGAAGUCCUUGGAGAGAAUAUCAUGCUUGGAAGCUCAACUUUUGUCAACACAUUCAGCAAUGGAGAAGAUUGUAAAUAAAUCUCAGAUGCUGGAUCAAGAACUUGUACAGACGAAGAAACAAGUAGAUGACCUUCAAAGUAGUUUGCACCAGGAAGAACAGAAAUACAUGCUUUCUGAAAAGACUCUUCUCACAGUGGAGCACCUACAUUUGCAGUCCCAGGAAGAAGCAAAGACACUAGCACAAGAUCUUGGAAGCUUAAGCAAGAAACUUAGAGAGGCUGAAAAUGAUAAGUUGGAUCUGCAGAACAUUUCGCGGGAACUCAAGAACACCAUUUCAGAUAUGAAUUCUGAGAAAAAUGCAAUGAUACUCCAACAGCAGCAGUCCUUGCAGAGAGUUUCUGAUUUAGAAGCAUAUAUUUUUGAUGUACAGUCAGAUCUGGAGAAAAAUAAGGAGAAAGUCCAGUUGCUAGAGCAAGAACUGGAAAACAUGAAAGAAGUGGUGAAUGGUCUGCAUAAAAAAUUGGAGGAGGAAGGUCAUAUACGGAUGCAUGCCGAAGCAGAACUUACCGUGGUGAAAAACCUGCAUUCCCAAUCUGAGGAAGAAGUGGGUCAUCUUGUCAUGGAUCUUCAGAAGUUAAAUGAUGAGUUAAGUGAAGUGCAGGACAGCAAUCUUAUUGUGGAAGAUUUAUUAUGUGAACUUAUGAACACCAUCUCUGUUUUGAAUACCGAAAAAGAUGCAGCACUUGUUCAACUACAGCUGUCCUUAGAAAGAGUAACCGAUUUGAAGUCAGAAGUCUCAGAGACACGGUUGGAGGUGGAGAAGACUGAGCAGAAGUUGCAGAUGCUGGAGCAAGAAUUUGCUCAGAAGAAUUUCAUGGUGGAUAUUCUGCAGUCAAGUUUGCAAGAUGAGAGCAAGAAACGUGUGGAGGCUGAGACAUUGCUCAUAUCAAAUGAGAAUCAGUAUUUCCAGUCACAGGAAGAAGUAAAUAGAUUGUCCCUGGAGAUUGAGACGCUGGAGAGGAAGCUGAAUGAAGUGGAGAACCUAUCUUUCGAGCUUAAGAACACCAUCUUGCUUCUGGAUUCCGAGAAAGCCACAACUCUUCUUCAGCACAAGCAGUCAUUGGUAAAAACAUCCGAUCUGGAAUCUAAGCUUUCAGGGGUGCAGAUUGAACUAGAGAAUGCUGAACAAAAAGUGCAAAUGCUUGAUAAAGAACUCGAGCAGAAGAGAGAAGAGGUUGAUAACUUGGCGACUAGCCUGAAAGAUGAAGCCCAAAAGCAUACAGAGGCUGAAACAGCUCUUCUGACAAUAACUAAUCUAUACUCUAAUUCUCAGGAAGAAACGAACAGGUUAGUCCUUGAGAUUAACAUACUGAACAGAAAGUUGAAUGAAGUGGAAAACGUGUCUUCGGAGCUUAAGAACACCAUCCUGCUUCUGGAUUCCGAGAAAGCCACAACUCUUCUUCAGCACAACCAGUCCUUGGUGAGAGUAUCUGAUCUGGAAUCUGAACUCUCUAGGGUGCAGACUGAACUAGAGAAUUCUGAGCAAAAAGUGCAAAUGCUUGAUAAAGAACUCGAGCAGAAGAGAGAAGAGGUUGAUAGCUUGGCGACUAGCCUGAAAGAUGAAGCCCAAAAGCAUACAGAGGGUGAAACAGCUCUUCUGACGAUAACUAAUCUAUACUCUAAUUCUCAGGAAGAAGUGAACAGGUUAGCCCUUGAGAUUAACAUGCUGAAUAGGAAGUUGAAUGAAGUUGAAAAUGUGUCUUCAGAGCUUAAGAACACCGUCUUUCUGCUUAGUUCUGAGAAGGACACAUGUCUUCUUGAGCACAAGCAGUCCUUGGUGAGAGCAUCUGAUCUGGAAUCUAAACUCUCUGGAGUGCAGACUGAACUAGAGAAUUCUGAACGAGAAGUGCAAAUGCUUGAUAAAGAACUCAAACAGAAGAGAGAAGAGGUGAAUAACUUGCUGACUAACCUAAAAGAUGAAGCACAGAAGCACAUUAAAGGUGAAGCCUCUCUUCUCGAGAUGACAAAUCUGCAUUCUCGGUCUCAGGAAGAAGUCAAUAGGUUGGUUUUGAAGAUCGAGAGGCUGAAUGGAAAAUUGAAUGAGAUGGAGAACACUAAGGUGGACCUUGAGAACACAAUAUCCAAGCAUGCAGAGGACAACCGUAUCCUUGGUGAACAAAAUCUUUCUUCUGAAUUAAAUAUCAGAGGCCUUAACGAUGAAUUGGAUAUGUUAAAGGAAAUGAAAAGGAAUCUUGAGAACGAAGUGGGACUCCACAUUGGUGAGAAGGAAAUGCUUCAAAGUCAAUUGGCCCAUCAGAAAGAAGACACAGAAAUUCUGGUGAGGCAGUACUGUUCACUGGAACAUGAGAUGGAUGCAGUAAACAGAAGAGCAGCAACACUCCAGCAGUUACUUGAUAAAAAAGUAUUUGACAUGGAGAAGCUGUCAGUCGAGUAUUUGACCUUGAAGAAAUCAUUUUCAAAUGCAAUUGUUGAGACGGAAGCCCUCAAGGAGAUCUUCUGA
Lolium rigidum is the source of this 4209-nucleotide messenger RNA. RefSeq names its product protein NETWORKED 1D-like. Gene Ontology annotation, cellular component: plasma membrane. The coding region runs from base 1 to 4209 and encodes 1402 amino acids. NCBI's taxonomy places the organism in Eukaryota, Viridiplantae, Streptophyta, Magnoliopsida, Poales, Poaceae. The transcript has 2 exons. Gene Ontology annotation, molecular function: actin filament binding. The record is from RefSeq and is a predicted model, not a curated record.